This is a messenger RNA of Acomys russatus (golden spiny mouse), 1877 nucleotides long. Its product is annotated as zinc finger protein OZF-like. Gene Ontology annotation, biological process: regulation of transcription by RNA polymerase II. Gene Ontology annotation, cellular component: nucleus. The record is from RefSeq and is a predicted model, not a curated record. The transcript is spliced from 5 exons. Gene Ontology annotation, molecular function: RNA polymerase II cis-regulatory region sequence-specific DNA binding; DNA-binding transcription factor activity, RNA polymerase II-specific. Lineage: Eukaryota; Metazoa; Chordata; Mammalia; Rodentia; Muridae. The coding region runs from base 137 to 1864 and encodes 575 amino acids.
CCGAUGGGUAGCAUGCUUCACCAGCUUGUUUCCUGGUUCUGGCUAAGACAGGACUGCUCUAGAAUCACGUGUUUGUUUAUAUGGUGAGUUUUCUCAGGUGUGUAGCCUUACGUGGAUUUCAUAUUAGGGCUGUGUAAUGGUUAAAGGCAACUCUGGGUUCUCAUGUCUUCUGUCUUUUCCAGGAACUCUUUGUAGGGACUCAAACUCCAUUCUUGAAGAAAAGAUAAAAGUAGAAAAGAUGGUGGCUGAUUGCUUGACAAACUGUUACCAGGUCUCAGUAACUUUUGAUGAUGUGGCUGUGGACUUCACCCAAGAAGAAUGGAUUUUAUUGGAUCAAGCUCACAGAGACCUCUACAGAGAGGUGAUGCUGGAGAACUACCAGAACCUGGCCUCAGCAGGAUGUGAAGUCAUCAAACCCAGUCUGAUCUCCUGGUUGGAAGAAGAGGAUUUGCACAGAGAAGAUCUCCAAGAAUGGGAAAUGCCACUUGGCACCAAAGAGUCAACAUUGCAUAAGGAUUUUUUGAGGGGACAGACGUCCAGUGGAAUACAAACAGGCAGAAGCCAUAGUGCACAAGAACUCUGUUACUAUAUACAGUGCGGAGAAAUUUUCAGUGAACAUUCAUAUUUCAAGACACAUGUGAAAACUCACAGUACAUGGAACACUGGACAUUUUACUCAGUCAAAUCAUGAUGCAUCUGUUCAAGUGCACACCAUAAAAACGUAUCCAUGUAAGAUUUGUGGAAAAGCCUUUGGACGGUCUUCAAAUCUUAAUAGACACCUACGAAGCCACACUGGAGAAAAACCCUAUGAAUGUAAGGAAUGUGGGAAAGCCUUCACUACCUACUCAAGGCUAGUGGAACAUUUUAGAACUCAUACUGGAGAGAAACCGUACAAAUGUAAGGAUUGUGGGAAAGCCUUUGCUAAGCGGUCAGGCCUUAUAACACAUAUAUCGACGCACGCUUCAGAGAAACCCUUUGCGUGUAAAGAGUGUGGGAAAGCCUUUGCUUCAUCCCCACGCCUUAGUCAGCAUGUAAGGAUUCACAGUGGAGAGAGACCCUAUAUAUGUAAGGAAUGUGGAAGAGCGUUCCUUACUUCCUCAUACCUGCGGAACCAUGUAGGAAGAACUCACAGUGGAGAGAGACCCUAUAUAUGUGGAGACUGUGGAAAGGACUUCCAUUCUUACUCAAAUCUCCGUAGACAUGUAAGAACUCACAGUGGAGAAAGACCCUAUAUAUGCAAGGAAUGUGGAAAAGCCUUCCUUAAUUCCUCAUACCUACAUAACCACAUAAGAAAAACGCACAGUGGAGAGAUGCCUCAUAUAUGCGGUGAAUGUGGGAAAGUCUUCCAUGCUUCCUCAUACCUGCGUAGACACUUAAGAACUCACAGUGGAGAGAGACCAUGUAUAUGUAAGGAAUGUGGCAAAGCCUUCCUCAACUCCUCAUACUUACGCAAGCAUCUAGCCAUCCAUAGUAGAGACAAACCCUAUGAGUGUAGAGAAUGUGGGAAGGCCUACCGUAGGUACAAUCUGCUACAUGAGCACUUAAAAACUCACAUGGUAGAAAAGCCAUUUGAAUGUGAUGUAUGUGGAAAAUCCUUUCAGUAUUUCUCAUACCUUACUAAACACACUCGUAUUCACACUGGAACGAAACCCUAUAAGUGUAAGUACUGUGGGAAAGAUUUCACUACUUCCUCCAGCCGAGCUGAACAUAUCCGAACUCACACUGGCGAGAGGCCCUAUGAGUGUACGGAAUGUGAUAAAACCUUCACUUCAUCCUCUAACCUCAUUCACCAUGUAAAAAUCCACACUAGAGAGAAACCUUUCGUUGAGAAGGCAGGGAAGCCUACAGUAGAGGUGACCUACUGACUGAGCACUAGUA